Molecule: messenger RNA, 2188 nt
Organism: Thamnophis elegans (Western terrestrial garter snake)
Lineage: Eukaryota; Metazoa; Chordata; Lepidosauria; Squamata; Natricidae
Gene: NOP9
Product: NOP9 nucleolar protein
Exons: 11
Coding region: 129-1952 (607 amino acids)
Biological process (GO): ribosomal small subunit export from nucleus; endonucleolytic cleavage to generate mature 5'-end of SSU-rRNA from (SSU-rRNA, 5.8S rRNA, LSU-rRNA); endonucleolytic cleavage in 5'-ETS of tricistronic rRNA transcript (SSU-rRNA, 5.8S rRNA, LSU-rRNA)
Cellular component (GO): nucleolus; preribosome, small subunit precursor; 90S preribosome
Molecular function (GO): RNA binding
Source: RefSeq, a predicted model, not a curated record
GUUGCCGCCGGGUGGGAGAUGCGCGAUCCUGUGAUCGGUUUUGCACGCGAUCCCGUUGCGAUCCAGCAGGAGCAGAGGCAGCCAGCGCAGACUUUUGAGCCUGCUGGCAGGCGAAGCUGUUCAGAAGGAUGGGACCCCCUGUCCACCGCCAGAAAACAGCGAAAAGCAGCCAAGAGCGGAAGAAAAAACGAUGGGGCUCGCCUGUUGCUAAGCCUGGGAAAGGAGACCCCGAGGAGAUCAAAGGAGGAGGAGGCGGUGUCAAAUUGGAGCCGGCGGUGGCGGAUUAUUUCCGCCAGGCGCACGAAACCUUCAAGUCUGGUUUUGCCUCCGACGAGGAGAAAAGUCUGUUUGUGAGCAACGUCCUGACGGAGGCCACGGAUGUGGCGCUGCCGCUGGCUCUGGAUGCCUCCGGGUCGCUGUUCCUCCAGGCGCUGCUGCCGUCCGCCUCGGGGGCCAGCUUGGAGCCUCUACUCCGGGCGCUCCUCCCCUCUCUGCGCCCGGUCGCCUGCCACCCCUGCGGCGCCCACAUCCUGGAAGCGGCCCUGUGGAGGGCCCCCCUGCUGAUUUCGGGAGGGGACGAGGAGGCCCAGGCGCUGGAAGAGCUCCUCCUGGAUCUGGGGAAGGGUCUUCGGGACGAGCUGGCGACUUUCGCACUGGACGCCCAUGCCAGCUUUGUGGUGCGGACUCUGCUGCAGGUCCUGGGAGGGGCCCGCGUCGGGUCGGACGGGGGACGGGGGCUCCCGGGCUCAGGGUCUCUUCGUCCCCAGGCCAAGAGUUCGAAGGUGGGGAGUGAAGGACCAGCGGUAUUCGAAGUCCCCGCCAGUUUCCUUUCCCUCCUACGGGAAUUCAAAGGCUGCUUCCAGGAGCAAAUUGCAGAUUUCAUCACCAACAAAUGUUUCAGCCUCUGCCUGCAGGUGGCGCUGGAGAUCCUGCACAGGAAGCUGCCUGAAGAGUGUGCUGAGCUCUGCCGGUCCUUGAUUGGCUACCUGAGCAGCUGUAACCCGGCUGCUGAGCAAAGCAGCCUCCUGGUGUUCCUGAAGGACGCGACCUGCAGCCGGGUACUGGACAAGGUGUUGGAGGUGUCGGAUGCGAAGGUGCUGCGCUCCUUCUACAAGGCUCACGUGAAGGGACAGCUGCGCGCCUUGUCAGCUCACAAAGUGGCCAACUUCACUUUGCAACGGCUCAUCCAGGCCGCCUCGCGGAAACUGCUGGGACGGCUUUUUCAGGAGCUGGGCCCCGGCUUGGAACAAAUCUUGGCCCUGGAGCAUCUCGGCAUCGUCACGGCGCUCCUCGGUGCCUGCCGGAAACGCGGCGCCCACCAGCCGGAGGUGUUGCAGCUCCUCUUGGAGGCCUUCCACUGUUGGGAGCCCCCUGCCCGCCAGCUGGCCUGUGCCCCCCUGCUCGCCUCCGUCCUGGCGUACGAGGUCUACUUUGGAGAGGAGGAGAAAGAGCAGGAAAGUGCGGCACCGCCGGCCCUGAGCGCCAUCUCCUACCACGGCUCCCUGAUAUUGCAGCACCUCCUGCACUUCGCAGAUCCUUCCCUCGUGCUGCGCAGCUUGGCCGCCAUGCCGCCCACCGACCUGGUAACGUUGGCUUGCGAUCCUUCCGGGAGCCACGUCUUCGAUGCUCUCUUGGCCAGCCCCUCCGUCUCCGAAAAGCCCAGGCGGAAAGUGUUGCGCCAGCUGAAGGGCCACUUCCUGUCCCUCGCCUGCUCCAAGCAUGGCAGCCGGGUUCUGGAUGCCAUCUGGAGCCGAGCCAGCCUGCCAGCCAGACGGGAGCUGGCCCAAGAGCUGGCGGCGCACGAACCCCAGCUACGACACGACCCCUUCGGCCACCACCUUGUCCGUAACUUUGCCUUGACCCAUUUCCUCAAACGCCGACGGGACUGGGACAGCCACCAGCAAGCAGAGAAGAAGCGGAGGGAUCUAUUUGCCGAGUUCCUGGAGGAUUGAACCCGUGGGGUUGGUCGGCCAAAGAUGGGAUUUUAUUUUAUUUUUUGGGGUCGACCGAUGGCAUCAAGAGGACUAGCUCCUUAAGCGGGCUUUGUGUUUCACACCCCACCCAAAUCUGCCCAGAAGUGCAUUUGAAAAUGCUCCUUCGCCCUCAGGAAUGUGGGUAGGAUAGGAAUCGUUCCUGUCACUCUCGGACAGUUCAUAAUGGGAACUGAAGUCUGAAAGAAGGAAAGAAG